This is a messenger RNA of Entrophospora sp. SA101, 1869 nucleotides long. Lineage: Eukaryota; Fungi; Glomeromycota; Glomeromycetes; Entrophosporales; Entrophosporaceae. The record is from the annotation of a GenBank genome assembly.
AUGUCUAACAACAAUUCAUUGCCUUGUAUUCAAAAGUUAAAUCAAUUAAAUGAAUCAGCAUGGCUUGCGAUGGGUGCUGCUGCCGAAUUGUUGCAAGAAUAUGAUAGAGCAAUGAGUGCGUAUGAAUCAGCCUUGCGACAUAAUGCUUAUUCUAUUACUGCUUUACAGGGUAUUGCCUCACUUUGUCGGGGAAGAGAACAGUUUCCAAGGGCUAUUGAGUAUUUUCAAAGAAUUUUAAAUAUUGAUGCAAGGAAUGGUGAUAUUUGGGGAUCUUUAGGUCACUGCUAUUUGAUGAUGGAUGAGUUACAAAAGGCAUACGGUGCAUACCAACAAGCAUUGUAUCAUUUACCCAAUCCUAAGGAACCUAAACUCUGGUAUGGGAUAGGAAUACUUUAUGACCGUUAUGGCUCACUUGAUCACGCCGAAGAAGCUUUUUCUCAAGUUAUAAGAAUGGAUUCUAAAUUUGAAAAAGCAAACGAAAUCUAUUUUAGAUUGGGGAUCAUUUAUAAACAACAACUAAAAUACGAACAAAGUUUAGAAUGUUUCAAAUAUAUUUUAAAUAAUCCGCCAAGACCUUUGACAGAAGUUGAUAUUUGGUUUCAAAUCGGACAUGUGUAUGAACAACAAAAAAACUUUACCACUGCCAAAGAAGCUUACGAACGCGUUCUAAUAGAUAAUCCUACCCACGCAAAAGUAUUACAACAACUUGGUUGGCUAUAUCAUCAACAAAGUCCUUUCAGGAACCAAGAUGUGGCAAUCUCUUAUUUAACUAGAUCUUUAGAGUCAGAUGGCAAUGAUGCACAAGCUUGGUAUUUCCUUGGACGUUGCUACAUGGCUCAACAAAAAUACGGCAGAGCGUACGAGGCUUACCAACAAGCAGUUUUUCGUGAUGGAAGAAAUCCAACAUUUUGGUGUUCUAUUGGUGUUUUAUACUAUCAAAUAAAUCAAUAUCGUGACGCGUUGGAUGCUUAUAGUCGAGCAAUUCGUUUAAAUCCAUACAUUAGUGAAGUAUGGUACGAUCUUGGCACAUUAUACGAAUCGUGCAACAAUCAAGUAAAUGAUGCGUUGGAUGCAUAUCAGCGAGCUGCUGAAUUAGAUCCAGCAAACCCUCAUAUAAAACAAAGAUUGCAGAUGCUUAGAAAUCAACAAACUCAAGGUGGCCAAACAACUGCGCCGAUUCCUCAGGAUAUAAACCCUCAGGCUUUUCAACAACAAACAAAUCCUAAUUCAAUGUUUGGAAAUAAUCCCGGACCAUUAUUAGGUUCUAGCUCCUCAUCUUCAACUUUAAUCCAACGUGAUAUGUCUCGUAAAUUGCCACCGAUGAAUGCCACCCUUUCACCAACACCAACUCAACCCACUCCGUUAAUACCUCCAAUAUCAACUCAUAUUCGUGACUCAACAAGAUCUAAUUCUCCACCACCAACACAAUUGCCGCCUCCAAUACAAAGACCAUCAUCUCCCUCAUUGGUCCAACGUGAUAUGUCUCGUAAAUUGCCACCGAUGAAUGCCACCCUUUCACCAACACCAACUCAACCCACUCCGUUAAUACCUCCAAUAUCAACUCAUAUUCGUGACUCAACAAGAUCUAAUUCUCCACCACCAACACAAUUGCCGCCUCCAAUACAAAGACCAUCAUCUCCCUCAUUGGUAGUAUCUAGUUCUCCACCCCCACCUUCAUCACUUUCACAAUUACCACCUCCGCCUACACAACGUUCAUCCCCUCCUCCAUUAGUGUCUCCAUCAUCGCAACAACAUCAUCACCAUGUUAAUGAAUCAAAUAGGGCUAAUUCUCCCCCACCUCCACCCAGCAAUACUUCUACUAAUAGUAAUCAGCAUUCUCUUAAUAGUAUUAUGUCACCGCAUGACUAA